AUGAAGAACUUCCUCUUGUUCCUUCUCCCCGUUCUCGUCGCUGCCACGCCACUUGGGCCGACAGGCAUCUCGGACACCCCCGACCCCAAAGAGAUUCAGAUCGUCGGUUCCAGCUUCUCCGGCAGCGGUUGCCCCCAGGGCUCCGUCUCAACCACAAUCUCCCCUGACCGAACCGUCAUUACCUUUGGCUUCGACCGUUUCCAGACCUACAUCGGCCCCGGACUCUCCAUCGCCGACCGUACCAAGAACUGCGCCCUCCACCUGAGUCUUAAGUACCCUGGUGGCUUUCAGUUCGCCGUCGUGGAGAGCACCUAUCACGGCUACGCCCAGCUCGACGAGGGAGUCACUGGGACGUUCUUCUCAACCUACUUCUUCUCUCAAGAUGCCUCAUCCACGACCACCACUCAGACCUCCAUCUCUGGUGGGGGCAUCUGGAAAGAUGGACAGGUGUACACCAAGCAGGAUAGCAUCCCGACUGCAUCGAUUAUCUGGGCCCCAUGCGGCGCAACGGGCAUUCUCAACGUCAACAACCGCAUUGCCCUGACUUCAAAGAAUGCGACGUCUUAUGGUGCCAUCACUGACGAUGACGCUACCGUUGCCUUUACCCAGCAGGUUAACGUAAAGUGGCAAGCCUGCAAGGCCUGA
This is a messenger RNA of Colletotrichum chrysophilum, 645 nucleotides long. RefSeq lists its product as uncharacterized. The record is from RefSeq and is a predicted model, not a curated record. Bases 1 to 645 code for a protein of 214 amino acids. The transcript has a single exon. Lineage: Eukaryota; Fungi; Ascomycota; Sordariomycetes; Glomerellales; Glomerellaceae.